This is a messenger RNA of Drosophila gunungcola (fruit fly), 3311 nucleotides long. RefSeq names its product SCY1-like protein 2. Lineage: Eukaryota; Metazoa; Arthropoda; Insecta; Diptera; Drosophilidae. The transcript has 6 exons. Gene Ontology annotation, molecular function: protein kinase activity; ATP binding. The coding region runs from base 78 to 2585 and encodes 835 amino acids. Gene Ontology annotation, biological process: protein phosphorylation. The record is from RefSeq and is a predicted model, not a curated record.
CUAAUAAAUAUUGAUUGCUAAAACAAAAAGAAUUUUGCACUAACUCUGGCCCGCAGUUACUGCAAAUUCGCGCCAGGAUGGAUAUGAUAAACAAGUUCUACUCAUCCGCCGUGCAAACGGUGUCCACUUUGUCCGGCGUUUUGCCCGGUAACAAUGUGACGCGGGAGUACGAGGUGCUGGAACAGGUGUGCACCGCCGGAGUGGGACUCAUGUGGAAGGUGUACAAUGGCCACAAAAAGAGCACAAAACAAGAGGUGUCCGUCUUUGUCUUCGAGAAGAAGGCCCUGGAGCGCUGGUCGAAAGAUGACAGGGAGACCAUGUUGGAAACACUGCGACGGGGCGUUCAGCAGCUGACCAAGAUACGUCAUCCACAUGUGCUAACCGUGCAGCAUCCGCUGGAGGAGAGCCGCGAUUCCCUGGCCUUUGCCACGGAGCCGGUUUUUGCCUCACUGGCUAACGUUGUGGGCGAUAAUGUGCGCUCCGAAAAGAAACUAUACGAUGUGGAAAUCCGACACGGUCUGCUGCAACUCUUCGAUGGCCUGCAGUUCCUCCACCAAGACGCCAAGAUUGUGCACCGCAACAUCAGCGCCGAAACGAUCGUGAUCAACAAGAACCGGAGUUGGAAGCUCUUCGGUUUCGAUUUCUGCAUCGCCAACCAGCCAGCCACGGAUGGCACACCCCACUGGCCAUUCCGGGAAUACACCACUUCGCUGCAUGUCCUGGCGCAGCCCAGUCUGGAGUACACGGCACCGGAGCUGGCUUUAAGCAGUAUCAACACGCCGGACAGUGAUCUCUUCUCGUUGGGCGUGCUCAUCUUCACUACCUAUGCCGGCAAGCCGCUGAAGAUGUUUGGAAGUGAUUACAGCAGUUUUCGGCGCUACGCUAAUGAUCUCAAUCAGCGGAAGUAUCCACCCAUGAAUGCAGUGCCCAGCGAGCUGACCGAGAGCCUCAAGGCGCUGUUGCAUCCCAGUGCCAGUCUGCGGCCAAAGCUGCACGAACUCAAGCAGAUUGCUUACUUUCAAGACGUUGGCGUUAAGACCCUGAGCUAUUUGGACUCGCUUUAUCAGUGGGACAACCUGCAGAAGUCCAAGUUCUACAAGGGCCUGCCGCAGAUCAUUCCGACGCUGCCGCAUCGAGUCAAUUUGCACUCGAUUCUGCCGUAUUUGGUCAAGGAGUUCGUCAACUCGCCGAUGAUCCCGUUUGUGCUGCCCAACGUCCUACUUAUCGCGGAGAUGAGCAGCCAGCGGGAAUACUGCGAUCACAUUCUGCCGCACCUGAAACCGAUCUUCAAGCUGACAGAUCCCAUCCAAAUCUUGCUGAUCUUUAUGCAGAAGAUGGAUCUGCUGCUGAAGCUGACGCCGGCGGAGGAGGUGAAGCAGAGUGUGCUGCCGCUGCUUUACCGCUCCUUGGAAUGCGACAUGCCCCAAAUCCAGGACCUCUGUCUGGCGGUGCUGCCCACAUUCUCCACCCUGAUCGACUACAACGCAAUGAAGAAUUCGGUGCUACCUCGCAUAAAAAAACUGUGCCUGCAGAGCAGCAAUGUGUCGGUGAAGGUUAACUGUCUAAUAUCUAUUGGCAAGCUACUCGAGAACCUGGACAAAUGGCUGGUCCUAGAUGAGAUUCUGCCCUUCCUGCAGCAGAUUCAAAGCCGCGAGCCCGCUAUCAUAAUGGGAAUUAUUGGCAUUUAUAAAAUUGCAAUGACCAAUACCAAACUGGGCAUAACCAAGGACGUGAUGGCACACAAAUGCAUUCCUUAUCUAGUACCUUUAAGUGUGGAGAACGGCCUUACAAUAGCUCAAUUUAACACUAUUAUAGCCCUGAUCAAGGAGAUGCUGGGCCGGGUAGAGCAGGAGCAGCGGGAGAAACUGCAGCAACUAUCCACCAUACAGAGAGACAACAAACCCAAAGACGCUUCCGAAAUAUUGGCCAAUGAGCUGGAGAGCUCUACUCUCUCCCAAAAUGGUGCCAGCAAUGGCAACAAGAUCAACGAUGACAUGUUCUCCGGUUUCACAGUGGCCCAGCCAAAAGCAUCCAGCGCCGCUCCUAUUGCGCCCGUAAAGGCCAGGGAACAGCUCAAAAUAUCGCACAACACAAUAUCGGCGCCGCCGGCAGCCCGGCCAGACAUUCUUUCCUCAAUGAUGCAGAGCAACCUCACUGGUCUGGGGACAACUGCAGUGGCAGCUGCUCCUGCACCAGCCGGCACACAAAUGCAGACCAACAAUGGUUGGCACAGUGCAAAUCCGCUGGUUAUGAACCAUCAACUGGCCUCGCCACAAGCCAGCAACAACAAUACCUUUUCGUUAGACGACCUAGAUCCCUUCGCUGGUGGAAAAGUCGCUGCUGUCGCCCCCAAACCCAGCAGCACAAACGGUGCCAAUAUGUAUACGCUGCAGCAGCCCACAGUGAACUACAUUUAUCCAAGUGGCUACAGUCUGAACAGUAUUCAGCAGCAUCAGCAGCAACAACUUCUGGGAAAACCCAGCCAAGCUCCAACGCUACAGCCGCAAUCACAGCCGUUGUUGCCGUCGGAUAAUCAGAACCUCAACGCUCUUUCCCAGCAGGAUAUACUUAACUUCUUAAACUAGAUAAAGCGUAGCCAAUAACAAUUGAUAGAUUUCCAUACUCCAUAUAACUAAUAUUCAAGGAAUCUUUAUAAACCAUGUUGCGUCGAUUUGCGUGUUUUUUAAAUUUUAAGAGCCGAAAGUAAUCUUUGAGUAUUUUAGGAUAUUUCUUUUUGUAGACUUAAUUAAAGUUUUUUUAUGCUUAUGCUUAUAAUAAUUAUUAAAUGAUUCUUCCACUAUCAUAUGACCUUGAGCAGACUUACACAAACUAUCAUAAAAACAAGUGGAAAAGAAAAAAAUUAUCAUAAAAAAGUUUAAUAGAUCGUCCUACAUCAAACUGCAUAAAAAUCCGUUGAUUGCUUUCGUCCCUUAGACUUAAAACGUGCAAAAAGACUUAGCAUCGUAUUUGAGAUAAUAUUAUAUACAUAAAUGUUUCUGUGCAAGAGUUUGAAUGUCCCGUCUAAAUGUGUGCGUGUUUGUUAGAAAUGUUUUAAAUUAUAUUAUGUAGAUUUUAACAGAAGUCCUUUGGAUUCUAAAUCGUUGUCACAUUCCGCAAUCGAUAUCAAUUGUGAAACGAACGAAUGCAUAUAGUUAAAUAGAAUAUGUAUUAUUAUUAGCUAGACAAAAUAGCCAACCAACUAUAUUUUACGCAUUGUGCAAUUGCUCUUCAACUAUAUUUUACAAAAUAUAUCAAUUCAGUGAAACGGUUUUCGGUGUAAUAAAAUAAUAGUAUUCUUCAUUCUUAAAAAG